AUGAAGCCGCCCGUGCUGAUGAGGGUCACUCUGGGAACAGCCCCAGCAAACAGCCUGGGAACGACACAGAGGCUGGGUUCAGGUCAGCAGGAGAACGCUCUUCACAGCAGCAGGAGAACCUCCUCACAGCAGCAGGAGAACCUCCUCACAGCAGCAGGAGAACGCUCCUCACAGCAGCAGGAGAACGCUCUUCACAGCAGCAGGAGAACCUCCUCACAGCAGCAGGAGAACCUCCUCACAGCAGCAGGAGAACCUCCUCACAGCAGCAGGAGAACCUCCUCACAGCAGCAGGAGAACCUCCUCACAGCAGCAGGAGAACGCUCUCACAGCAGCAGGAGAACGCUCCUCACAGCAGCAGGGAGAACCUCCUCACAGCAGCAGGAGAACGCUCCUCACAGCAGCAGGAGAACCUCUCACAGCAGCAGGAGAACUCCUCACAGCAGCAGAGAACCUCCCACAGCAGCAGAGAACGCUCCUCACAGCAGCAGGAGAACGCUCUCACAGCAGCAGGAGAACCUCCUCACAGCAGCAGGAGAACCUCUCACAGCAGCAGGAGAACCUCCUCACAGCAGCAGGAGAACCUCCUCACAGCAGCAGGAGAACCUCCUCACAGCAGCAGGAGAACGCUCCUCACAGCAGCAGGAGAACGCUCUUCACAGCAGCAGGAGAACGCUCCUCACAGCAGCAGGAGAACCUCCUCACAGCAGCAGGAGAACCUCCUCACAGCAGCAGGAGAACGCUCCUCACAGCAGCAGGAGACGCCUCACAGCAGCAGGAGAACUCUCACAGCAGCAGGAGAACGCUCCUCACAGCAGCAGAGAACGCUCCUCACAGCAGCAGGAGAACCUCCUCACAGCAGCAGGAGAACGCUCCUCACAGCAGCAGGAGAACGCUCCUCACAGCAGCAGGAGAACGCUCCUCACAGCAGCAGGAGAACGCUCCUCACAGCAGCAGGAGAACGCUCCUCACAGCAGCGAGCAGCAGGAGAACCUCCUCACAGCAGCAGGAGAACCUCCUCACAGCAGCAGGAGAACCUCCUCACAGCAGCAGGAGAACCUCCUCACAGCAGCAGGAGAACGCUCCUCACAGCAGCAGGAGAACGCUCCUCACAGCAGCAGGAAACGCUCCUCACAGCAGCAGGAGAACCUCCUCACAGCAGCAGGAGAACCUCCUCACAGCAGCAGGAGAACCUCCUCACAGCAGCAGGAGAACGCUCCUCACAGCAGCAGGAGAACGCUCCUCACAGCAGCAGGAGAAACCUCCUCACAGCAGCAGGAGAACGCUCCUCACAGCAGCAGGAGAACGCUCCUCACAGCAGCAGGAGAACGCUCCUCACAGCAGCAGGAGAACGCUCCUCACAGCAGCAGGAGAACGCUCCUCACAGCAGCAGGAGAACGCUCCUCACAGCAGCAGGAGAACGCUCUUCACAGCAGCAGGAGAACCUCCUCACAGCAGCAGGAGAACCUCCUCACAGCAGCAGGAGAACCUCCUCACAGCAGCAGGAGAACCUCCUCACAGCAGCAGGAGAACGCUCCUCACAGCAGCAGGAGAACGCUCCUCACAGCAGCAGGAGAACGCUCUUCACAGCAGCAGGAGAACCUCCUCACAGCAGCAGGAGAACCUCCUCACAGCAGCAGGAGAACCUCCUCACAGCAGCAGGAGAACGCUCCUCACAGCAGCAGGAGAACGCUCCUCACAGCAGCAGGAGAACGCUCCUCACAGCAGCAGGAGAACGCUCCUCACAGCAGCAGGAGAACGCUCCUCACAGCAGCAGGAGAACGCUCCUCACAGCAGCAGGAGAACGCUCCUCACAGCAGCAGGAGAACGCUCCUCACAGCUAACUUCUCAAAACAAUAA
This is a messenger RNA of Knipowitschia caucasica, 1857 nucleotides long. Lineage: Eukaryota; Metazoa; Chordata; Actinopteri; Gobiiformes; Gobiidae. The record is from the annotation of a GenBank genome assembly.